AGCCGCCCUCCAGGCGCGCGGGCCCCCCCGAAGCGGGCGGGCCCCCCGAAACCUGGCCACGGCGCAGCCCCCGCGCCGCCGGCGCGGCGGCCCCGCUCGCGGUGCCGCGAGGCCCGCGAGGCGGCUGUAGGCCGCGGUGUCGGCAUGCUGCUGGACAGGGCCGACGCGGAGCCGCUGCUGGGCAUCGGCGCGGAGGACGGCCUCGCCGUGGGCGCGAGGGCGGCGCGCUCCCCGCGGCUGGCGCUGGGGGCGCCCUUGGCGCCGCUGCGCGGCUGGCGGUGCGCGCUGGGCGGUGGGGCGGCAGCGGCGGCGGGGCUCCGCGGGUCGCUGCUGAGGAGCGACGACGUCCUCACGGACGACGAGGAC
Molecule: messenger RNA, 366 nt
Organism: Prorocentrum cordatum
Lineage: Eukaryota; Dinophyceae; Prorocentrales; Prorocentraceae
Source: the annotation of a GenBank genome assembly